Messenger RNA from Gaeumannomyces tritici R3-111a-1, 2330 nucleotides. RefSeq lists its product as hypothetical. Gene Ontology annotation, cellular component: plasma membrane. Gene Ontology annotation, molecular function: ferric-chelate reductase activity. Gene Ontology annotation, biological process: iron ion transport; copper ion import; intracellular iron ion homeostasis. The coding region runs from base 55 to 2307 and encodes 750 amino acids. Lineage: Eukaryota; Fungi; Ascomycota; Sordariomycetes; Magnaporthales; Magnaporthaceae. The record is from RefSeq and is a predicted model, not a curated record. The transcript has a single exon.
GGAUUUUAAACUUUGCAUGAUUUCAUAUCAAGUCUCCUCCCGCUACAGUCCGAAAUGCGGCCCCGACGACAUCUCCCCAUACCCUUGACGGCGCUUUGCGGCAUGGCGACGGCACAGGGCAACGGCCGUCCAGGGCACGGCCUGAUCGGGUACGGAACCGAAAUGUACAACCCGCCGUGUGCCUACACCUGCGGGAGCAUGGCGGUGCGGUUCAAGCUCGAUUGUGGCGACCAACACGGCGCCCUCUCGCCGUCGCCCGAGUGCCUAGCAACCAACGACCCCUACCUCCAGACGGCGGCUUGGUGCAUCCACACGCACUGCCGCGGCGUCGCGGCCUCCAAGCUCGAGUCCUUCUGGGAGACGGAGCUGAUCGGCCACGAGGUCGCGCAGCCGUCGCCCAAGUACGGGUACGCCGAGGCGCUGGCGCGCGCGCGGGCCGCGCCGCCGACGGGCAUCGCGCCGCACGACCAGUACCUGAACGCCACAUCCCUGGUCAAUGAGGAGACGUACCUGGCCGCGUACAACGGCAACCACUUCUACGAGGUCGGCGAGACAAUCACGUCGGGUUACGCCAUCUUUCUCUUCGUCGUCUGCGUCGCCAUCCCUAUCGCGCUGUCGUGGUUGGCCGCCUGGCUGCCGCUGCCGCCCGGUCUGGAGUCGCGCGUCUACGGCUGGUUGGUCGACCCCCCGGUCCUCGGGAGCCGCCACGCCGCCGCCGCCCCCGCGCUGUUCGGCCUCGGCCUCGUGCCGACGCGCGGGCAGGCGCUCUACCUCGGCUACGUCCUGGCCGUCAACGUGGUGUUGUGCUCGACGGGCUACGUCAUCGUGGAGCCGCACGGCUGGUACGGCUCGGUGCGCGAGCAGGUGCUGACGUACGUGGCCAACCGGACGGGCCACCUGAGCCUCGCCAACCUCGCGCUCGCCGUUCUCUUUUCGACCCGCAACGGCGCCCUGCUGUGGCUGACGGGCUGGGGCCACGGGACCUUUCUGCUGCUGCACCGCUGGGUCGCCGUCAUCUGCGCGCUGCAGGCCGUCGCCCACUCGGUCCUGUACCUCGUCGUCUUCCUUGAGCGCGGCGGCGAUGUCUACGCCUUCUCCGCGACGCAGGCCUACUGGCUCUGGGGCGUCGCGGCGACGGUCCUGCUCGUGGCGCUGGUCCCGCUCUCGGCCCUGCCGCUGCGCCGCCGCUUCUACGAGGCCUUCCUGGCCUCGCACGUCGUGCUGUCCGCGCUGGCGCUGGCCGCCUGCGCGUGCCACAUCUACUACCGGUACCAGUGGCAGUGGGGCUACGAGAUCUGGAUCUGGAUCGCCUGCGCCUUCUGGGCCUCCGACAGGCUCGUGGCACGGCCGUGGCGGGUGCUCGUGCGCGGCGGCGGCGGCGGCGUUGUCAAGAGGGCCUUUGUGACGGUCGUAGACGGCGACUACCUCAGGCUCGACAUCCCUGGCUGCCGCGAGGGCAGCGGCCACGUCUAUCUGUACUUCCCGACGCUGACCUGGCGCGUGUGGGAGAGCCACCCCUUUUCCGUCGCCGCUGCGCUGCCCCGCCCUGGUUUCCAGCAGGAGCAGCGGAGGAGCAGCAGCGCCCAGCACUGGCCGCCGUCCUCGGAGCCGCGUGAGACGGCAGACGCGGCGCCGGAAGAUACCGACCCCGAGCCCAAGACGCCCAGCACCGCCGCCUCCUUGCCCCUGAUGGGCGGCCGGCACGCAACAAGCCCGAGCGCCGCCUUUUACCUCAGACGACGCGGCGGACUCACCGCCACCCUCGCGCGACAGGCCCACAGCGGCAAGGGCAUCCCCGUGCUCGUCGAGGCGGCGUACGGCGCCGCGCACACGUCCAUCUGCCCCGCGCCGCGCGCGACGACGACGGCAUGGUACCCGAACCUGAUCUACGUCGCCGGCGGCGUCGGCAUCGCGGCCGCCCUGCCGCUGGUCCGGGGCGCGCCACGGCAGGACAGCCGUAGCCGCCGUCGGCGACUCUUCUGGGGCGUGCGCACCGCGCCGCUCGUGCUCUCGGUGCAGGAGCUGCUCGGGGAGGACGGACCGCUGCCGGCGGGGGGCGGCGGCGGCGACGGCAGCGGGGUCCGGAGGGCGAGGUGGGGGGACGUCAACGUGGCGGUCUCGGUCGGGGCGCGGUUUGACCUCCCGCGCGUGCUGGGAGAGGCGCUGCGGGAGAACGAAGGGUCCGGCGGCACCGUGGUCACGGUCUGCGGGCCGCCGGGCAUGGCUGACGAGGUCAGGGUGACGGUGGCGGCGGCGGCGCGCAGAGGCGUGGCCGUAAGGCUGCUGGAGGAAAGCUUUUCCUGGUAGGCAUCAGCACAUGCUGAACGGCC